CCGUCCCUUCCUGCGCCCGCCGGAAGCGGCCGCAGCGCUCGGGAUGGCGGCGGCGGCGGGCGGCGGCCGCGGGGCGGGCGGCAGCGGGGCGUAGCGCCGGGCUCGCCGCCAUGCCCAAGUACUACGAGGAUAAGGAGGAGGACGGGCGCGCCUGCGGCGGCGUGAGGGAGGACCUGCGGCAGUGCCUGCUGGAGAGCCCCUGCGUCCUGCAGGAAAACAAAAGCCCUAAACAGUGCUUGAAGGAAGGACACUGUAGGAGUUUGCAAGUGACAUUCUUUGCAUGCAAAAGAUCAAUGUUGGAUACCAGGGCAAGAUUCAGAGGAAGAAAGGGAUACUGAAGUCCUCAUCAAGAGACUUAGCCAUGGGAAUUUGGGUUCAUCAGCACUCAACACAAAACAGAGACUAAAGUAAGAAGAUGGUACCUGCUGCAUCCUUUCAUGCAGUGUUUUUGUGGAGGGUAUCUACUCCUGAGUAUUCCGACAGAUUGACCUGGAUGUGCAUUUAAAUGUUAAAAAGAAGGCAAGCAUAAAGCUGCAAGUUCUGGCCAAAAUCAGGACCUGUCAUAUAUUUGCAAUAAAAAUGUGAAAUCCAGAACAA
Molecule: messenger RNA, 597 nt
Organism: Prinia subflava (tawny-flanked prinia)
Lineage: Eukaryota; Metazoa; Chordata; Aves; Passeriformes; Cisticolidae
Product: cytochrome c oxidase assembly factor 5
Exons: 3
Coding region: 111-338 (75 amino acids)
Biological process (GO): mitochondrial respiratory chain complex IV assembly
Cellular component (GO): mitochondrion
Source: RefSeq, a predicted model, not a curated record